GCGGUCUCGAAGGGUGUGCUAGAAACGCCAUUUUGUGCAGAGCAUAAGCGAGUGUACGGUGAAAGACUCGGGAUCGCGCGUAUAUAACGACAUUGAAUUCCAGUCGCUGGACGGCCCGUUAUCUUCCAGAAGGAAAAAGAAUCUUAUCGUAUGUCCGCUAUCCAGAACCUCCAAACUUUCGACCCUUUUGCUGAUGCAACGAAGGGUGAUGAUCGUCUCCCGGCUGGGACAGAAGACUACAUCCACAUAAGGAUUCAGCAGCGGAACGGCAGGAAGACUCUGACUACCGUUCAAGGAAUUGCAGAUGAUUAUGACAAAAAGAAACUAGUUAAGGCUUUCAAAAAGAAAUUUGCCUGCAACGGGACAGUUAUUGAACACCCAGAGUAUGGUGAAGUGAUCCAGCUGCAGGGUGACCAGCGGAAAAAUAUUUGCCAGUUCCUGACAGAGAUUGGCUUGGCAAAGGAGGAGCAGCUGAAGGUUCAUGGAUUCUAAAUGCAAUGGUUACCUCCUGUCCCUUAACUAAUACUUGAUGUGUUGCUUCCCCUGCACGCUUAUAAUGAUGGCUUCUGAAUGGAAAGACUUAACUUGCUACCCUCUGAGCAGGGUAGUGAUCCAAUUUGUAUAUGGACAGAUGGCCUGUGUGAUCAACUAAUGAUGCAAGAGGAACUACAGUUUUAAUUUACCUUCUGGUCACCUUUGUAUGCUGCUUUUAAAGCACUAUUCCAUAUCUGUUUUUGUACAAUGUUUCAAUAAACUAGUAGAUAACA
This is a messenger RNA of Scleropages formosus (Asian bonytongue), 767 nucleotides long. It is a transcript of the gene eif1, whose product is annotated as eukaryotic translation initiation factor 1. NCBI's taxonomy places the organism in Eukaryota, Metazoa, Chordata, Actinopteri, Osteoglossiformes, Osteoglossidae. Bases 151 to 492 code for a protein of 113 amino acids. The transcript is spliced from 4 exons. Gene Ontology annotation, molecular function: translation initiation factor activity. Gene Ontology annotation, biological process: translational initiation. The record is from RefSeq and is a predicted model, not a curated record.